Messenger RNA from Cyprinodon tularosa, 2027 nucleotides. Its product is annotated as tripartite motif-containing protein 16-like. The coding region runs from base 185 to 1993 and encodes 602 amino acids. Lineage: Eukaryota; Metazoa; Chordata; Actinopteri; Cyprinodontiformes; Cyprinodontidae. The record is from RefSeq and is a predicted model, not a curated record. The transcript has a single exon. Gene Ontology annotation, molecular function: protein binding; zinc ion binding.
UGGAUUGGAGCCCUUCCAAGCAAGUUUAUCGUAUUUUAGAUGUGGCCUUGGUCUAACUAAAUUUUAACCUGCCCUGUUCACUCCCCUUUAAUAGAACUGAAACUUAACAGACCUCUUGAAUAACACUUUAUUUGCUUCUGAGGAAACGAAACCUAUCACACAGUAACUUUCCACCAGAUAAAAAAUGGCUCAGCAAGGAUAUCAGAUGGAUUCUGUGAAAUUCUCCUGUUCGAUCUGCUUGGAUCUCCUUAAAUACCCGGUAACUAUCCCCUGUGGACACAACUACUGCAUGUACUGUAUUGGAUCGUUCUGGGAUGAGGACAAGAAAAGGAUCUACAGCUGCCCUCAGUGCAGACAGGCGUUCACAUCGAGGCCUGAUUUAGUGAAAAACACCAUGUUAUCAGAGUUGGUGGAGGAUCUGAAAAAGACUGGACUCCAGGCUCCUGCAGCUGAUCACUGCUAUGCUGGACCUGAAGAUGUGGCCUGUGAUGUCUGCACUGGGAGGAAAAAGAAAGCUGUUAAGUCCUGCCUGAUUUGUUUAGUUUCUUAUUGUGAGAAUCACCUGCAGCCUCACUAUUAUGUCUCUGCAUUGAAGAAGCACCAGCUGGUGGACCCCUCUAAGAAUCUCCAGGAGAACAUCUGCUCUCGUCACGAUGAGGUGAUGAAGAUCUUCUGUCGUACUGAUCAGCAGUGUAUCUGUUAUCUCUGCACCAUGGAUGAACAUAAAGGCCAUGAAACAGUCCCAGCUGCAGCAGAAAGGACUGAGAAGCAGAAGGAGCUCCAGGAGAGACGACGACAAAUCCAGCAGAGAAUCCAAGAGCAAGAGGAAGAUGUGAAGCUGCUUCAACAGGAGGUGGAGGCCAUCAAUGGCUCUGCUGAUAAAGCAGUGGGGAACAGUGAGAAGAUCUACAAUGAGCUGAUUCAUCACAUCCAGAGAAGAAGCUCUGAUGUGAAGCAGCAGAUCAGAUCCCAGCAGGAAACUGAAGUGAGUCGAGUCAAAGAGCUUCAGAAGAAGCUGGAGCAGGAGAUCACUGAGCUGAAGAGGAAAGAUGCUGAGCUGGAGAAGCUCUCAAUCACAGAGGAUCACACCCAGUUUCUCCAGAACUACCCCUCACUGUCAGCACUCAGUGAGUCUACACAUUCAUCCAGCAUCACUAGAUGUCCUCUGAGAUACUUUGAGGAUGUGACAGCAGCUGUGUCAGAGCUCAGAGAGAAACUGCGGGACGUCCUGAGAGACACAUGGACAAACAUCUCAGUGGCAAUUACUAAAGUGGAUGUUUUAAAGUCAAAACCGGAACCAUGCAGGAUUAUAGACCAGAAAAUCAGAUAUGAACUACCUAAACUAAAUGGCAAGCUCCUAGACCAACUAAAGAACAUGCAAAUAACAGCCGCUGUAGCAGAUUGUACGCUUUCGUCGUCAGAACAACAGAAAAGAGCUUGGUUCUUAAGGCAUGCACGGAAAAUCACUCUCAAUCCAAACACUGCACACAAAUAUCUCAAAUUAUCUGAAGGCAACAGAAAAGUAACAAUGACGACUGAAAACCAGCAUUAUCCAGAACAUGACGACAGAUUCACUAGCAGGUGGCAGGUCCUCAGUAAACAACGUCUGAGUGGACGUAUUUACUGGGAGGUGGAGUGGAGUGGGAGAGGCAUUGAAAUAGCAGUUGCAUAUGAUGAGAUAGAAAGAGAAGGAGACACAGAGGAGGCUACUUUUGGUAUGAAUGAGAACUCCUGGGCAUUGUGUUGCAAGUCAAAAAACUACACAUUUUCAAGUGAUGGUUGGGAGGCGGAUAUCCAUGAAUCAGUUCCUGUUUCCUCCACAGUGGGAGUGUACCUUGAUACCAAAGCAGGGAUUCUGUCUUUCUACAGCGUCUUUGGGUCUAAAAUGAUUCUCAUCCACGAAGUUCAGACCACAUUCGAUGAGCCUCUAUAUGCUGGGGUUUGGCUUUCACGCUCAGUAGGAACCACUGCAGAGUUCAUUCAGUUAAAAUAGAGUAAUAAAUGAAACAAUCUUGAUAACUUUUAAA